This is a messenger RNA of Adineta ricciae, 1575 nucleotides long. The record is from the annotation of a GenBank genome assembly. Lineage: Eukaryota; Metazoa; Rotifera; Eurotatoria; Adinetida; Adinetidae.
AUGGCUGAUCAUCGACAUCAUCGAAAAGAAACGACUAAACCAGAAACAAGUAAUAGUGAUUCUCGUCGAGCUGAUGACAAUGAACAUGAUGAAGAUGAUAUUAUUGAAAAACCAGUUCGAACUAAUUUAGUUCAUCAAUUCAGCAUACAAGGCGCUGAUGAAAUUCUAGAUGUUCAAGGUCAUGAUGAAGACGAACAAGCAACAAAAGUUGAUCAACGACGACGUCGUUUUCUUGUUCAUCAUCUCAGAGAAUUAUUCGAAGAAAAAUUAGGCGCUAAACAUAUUGAUUAUGGACAAUCUACAGCAUCUAUCGUCAAAAAAUUUUGUGAAGAAUUACCUUCAGACAAUGAUGAGCCGUUCUAUAUUGUGAACCUCUCACAUUAUGCACGUCAAUAUCAACAAUGGAUGCAUUUUUUGGGUCGUAUACGUCCAUUCUAUGCUGUUAAAAGCAAUCCGAGUAGUUUUAUCAUAAAAGUUCUUGCUGAAUUAAAUGGAGGUUUUGAUUGUGCUUCGGCAGAAGAACUUGAAUUAGUACGAAAAAGCUGUGGCGAUGAUUUUGAUUUUGCAACACGUAUUAUCUAUGCUCAUCCAUGUAAGCCGAUUUCUCACAUUCAACAGUUUCGUAAGGCUGGUGUACAAAUGACCGUUGUCGACAAUGAAGACGAAUUACAUAAAUUAAAGCAACAUUGGCCCGAAGCUCGAGUCCUUAUUCGUUUAAAACCGAAUGAUACGCAUUCAAUGAGUCCUUUUUCUACAAAAUUUGGUGCCAAUGAACGUGAAUGCAUAACUUUACUUCGAUUAGCACGUAAAUUGAAUAUUAAUCUUGUCGGAUGUUCAUUUCAUGUCGGUAGUCGAUGUCUCGAUCCUAAUCUUUAUACUGAAGCAUUGAAACAAGCACGACGAAUAUUCGAUAUAGCUCAACAAGAUGAAUAUAAAUUUAAUUUCAAAGUAUUAGAUAUCGGAGGUGGAUUUUCAGGUCACAAUUGGGAUAAACCAAGUUUUCCUGAAGUAGCACAAGUGAUUAAUCACACAUUAGACAAGUUAUUUCCAGAAUCAGAAGGUAUAACCAUGAUGUCAGAACCUGGUCGUUAUUUUUCUUCAGGUGGUAUGACACUUGUUACACGCAUUACUUCUCGACGCAUUCAUAAUCUUGCUUAUAAAUCAAAUGAACCAGUUGUUCAACUUGAUCGGCAAAUGUCUUCGAUUGCAAGUUCAUCUGAAACCAAAGAUGAAAAUGAAGAAUCUGAAAGAGCAUUGAUUGAAAGUGCUGAGAAUAUUUACUACAUUAACGAUGGUAUCUAUGGAACGUUUAAUGCAAUCAUAUUCGAUCAUAAAAUCUUCAUUGUACAUUACAUUAAAAUGAAUAAUGCAAAGUCUGGCAAUAAACAAUUUAAAUCGGUUAUUUUUGGUCCUACAUGUGAUUCAAUAGAUUGUAUUGCACAUUCAAUUGAUUUACCAUUGCUAAGUAUUGGAGAUGUUCUAUGGUUUCCUGAUGUUGGCUCUUAUACAAACGCAUGUGCUUCGAACUUUAAUGGAUUUCAAACAAAGAAAUUUCUCUUUAUCUGGAGAAAUUAA